GACACUUUAUGUUACGCUUGAACCAUGCCCUAUGUGUGCUAGAGCCAUCCUUAAAGCCCGGAUCGACACAAUUGUAUGGGGCGCUCCAAAUAAGCUACUUGGAGCUGAUGGCAGCUGGAUCAGACUUUUUCCUGAUGUGGGUGGAAGUGGAUCCGGGUUGGAUAAACCGCCCGCCCCUGUGCACCCGUUUCACCCAAAUAUGAUAAUAAGAAGAGGGGUAUUAUCGUCCGAAUGUGCGGAUGUAAUGCAACAGUUUUUCCAGUUACGGAGAAAAAAGAAAGACAAGAAACCGGAAGCUGAACCAGCAUCUCCACCUCAACCGUCAUGUCUUCCCAUCCCACACCAUCAUAAUUCAAAGUUGGUCACGAAAUUGCAUGAUGUCUUCGGCAUGAUGUUUUGUUUAUAAAUCAAAUCUUUGUGACUCGUCAUUCUGCUUUUGAUAAG
Messenger RNA from Helianthus annuus (common sunflower), 444 nucleotides. RefSeq names its product tRNA(adenine(34)) deaminase, chloroplastic-like. NCBI's taxonomy places the organism in Eukaryota, Viridiplantae, Streptophyta, Magnoliopsida, Asterales, Asteraceae. Gene Ontology annotation, cellular component: chloroplast. The record is from RefSeq and is a predicted model, not a curated record. The coding region runs from base 32 to 406 and encodes 124 amino acids. Gene Ontology annotation, molecular function: tRNA-specific adenosine deaminase activity. Gene Ontology annotation, biological process: tRNA wobble adenosine to inosine editing. The transcript is spliced from 2 exons.